GUUCUCGCCAUUUCCACGCGAUUCAUCGCCAAUCAGUCACACUCACCGAGUGAUUGACUUGUUUACUGCCUGGUCCCAUGAGGUUUCUCUCUGGGGCUCUGCCCCGCGCGGCACGCCUUCAUACUCCCAUAAUCCUCUCAUCGCGACAAACACCAUGCGGCGCUCGUAACUAUGCGCGGACGGCAGAAGUGCUGCGGAUGAACCAGUCGCUCUCCAACGGAACCCGCCCGACGAUCAGAUACCCUAUUUUUUCGGUGGGGUCGGAGCAGAACAGAUGGAUUUCACAGAAUUACCUGCGGAAGCAGAAGGAGGCCAAAGAAGAAUGGGCCGAGUUUGCACGGGAAAUCAAGGAGGGAAAGAGGAAGAACUUUGCACAACACCUCGAUGAGAGAGGACUGCUACAUGAUGUUGUCGGAGAACGGAAAGUAUUAGACCGUCUGUUCACGCACAAGAGGGUUGGCAUGUAUGCUGGUGUGGAUCCGACAGCUCCCUCUUUGCAUGUUGGCCAUAUGCUGCCUUUUAUGGUGUUGGCUUGGGGUUAUGUUUGGGGUCUGCCUGUUACAUUUCUGCUUGGUGGUGCCACCGCUCGGUUCGGCGAUCCAACAGGGCGACUAAACAGCAGAGAACAAGUCCACUCCUCGGUCCGGAAGGCAAAUAUGGCGAGCAUGCACAUGCAGCUGAAGAAGCUGGGCAACAGUGUAUUUAUGUACGGUAAAAGGCAUGGAUAUGACUUGGAGCGGGCCAGGCGUGCUCUAGUGAACAACAACACAUGGUGGAAUUCGUUGCCCCUCGUGGAUGUAUUCCGGGAUCUGGGAGUCCACACGCGCCUUGGUCCCAUGCUGGGCCGAGAUACGGUCAAAAACCGACUGACAAAAGGUGAUGGAAUGUCCUUCGCUGAGUUUGCCUACCCCCUAAUGCAGGCAUGGGACUGGUGGACACUCUUCCAAAAGGGCGUCCAGGUCCAAGUUGGAGGCUCAGACCAGUAUGGGAAUAUCCUCUUCGGCAUGGACGCUGUGAAAUCCAUCAGCAAGAACAACGUGGACCCCUUGCAUAAGAGCGAUCUAGACGAUGUAUUGGAUAGGCCUAUUGGAAUUACGACACCUUUGCUCACCGCUCCGUCAGGGGAGAAAUUUGGAAAGUCUGCCGGCAAUGCGAUCUGGCUCGACAAGGAUAUGACGUCCACGUUCGAGCUGUAUCAGUUCUUUGUUCGAACCCCGGAUGAUACCGUUGAGCGCUAUUUGAAGAUGUUCACCUUCUUGCCGAUUCCCGAAAUCGCAAAGAUUAUGGAGGAGCAGAACAAGGAUCCAUCCAAGCGGGUGGCCCAGCAUGCUCUUGCUGCGGAGUUUGUCGAGCUGAUUCACGGUAAAGUAGAAGCCGAUGCUGUCGCUCUCCAGCAUCGGCAGCUGUUCCGCCCACGGUCGUCAACCGCAGAACCAAGCCCGCUACCUCUCAAACCCUCUUCCCCUGGCAACGCCCAGUCCCCAACGGCAGGCUUCGAUAAUCCCCAAUCCGGGAACGCAUACGCCCCCCAAACCAAUUUUGCGAACAUGCCAAAAACUCACGUCACUCUUCCCCAUUCUCUGGUCUACAACCAGCCGAUGCAUAAGGUUCUAUGGUCGGCAGGGCUGGUAACCUCCAAGAGUGAAGGCCACCGUGUGAUUGUGAACAGGGGUGCUUAUGUUGGAAGCCGUCCCGGAGACAGUGGGCCAAUGUCCGAUGAUCUGGCAUUUACGCCCGUCAGGACCUGGCCAGUGGAGAAGACGGAAACAUUUAUCCUCGGGGGAAACACGUUGUUCCUGAAGCUGGGCAAGUGGAAGUUCAAAAUCGUGAAGAUUAUCAGCGAUGAAAAAUUCAGGGCGGCUGGACUGACCGCGCCCGGAUGGGAGGAGAAGACUACGCGAUCCAACAAAGGCGGUAAGCCUUAGAUGACUUGCUUGAUAUUAUACCACUCCUUGUAUUUUUAGACAUGUGUACAUAUGUAUACCUCGAAUGGAUUCAUACGAAG
Messenger RNA from Aspergillus sclerotioniger CBS 115572, 2005 nucleotides. Its product is annotated as tyrosine--tRNA ligase MSY1. Bases 78 to 1925 code for a protein of 615 amino acids. Gene Ontology annotation, molecular function: RNA binding; ATP binding; tyrosine-tRNA ligase activity. The transcript has 5 exons. NCBI's taxonomy places the organism in Eukaryota, Fungi, Ascomycota, Eurotiomycetes, Eurotiales, Aspergillaceae. The record is from RefSeq and is a predicted model, not a curated record. Gene Ontology annotation, cellular component: mitochondrion; cytosol. Gene Ontology annotation, biological process: tyrosyl-tRNA aminoacylation.